Messenger RNA from Monopterus albus (swamp eel), 7253 nucleotides. RefSeq names its product myosin phosphatase Rho interacting protein (gene mpripb). Gene Ontology annotation, cellular component: actin cytoskeleton. The transcript has 25 exons. The record is from RefSeq and is a predicted model, not a curated record. NCBI's taxonomy places the organism in Eukaryota, Metazoa, Chordata, Actinopteri, Synbranchiformes, Synbranchidae. Gene Ontology annotation, molecular function: actin filament binding. Bases 931 to 6780 code for a protein of 1949 amino acids.
UAUCGCGAGAGCGUACAGAAUUCCAGGCGCUUGUGUGUGUUCUCUAUGUUCUCCUCGCUUCGUUGGGAGACAAGAAAAUAAACCUAUGGCUGCUAACCAGGCUAGUUAGGGAGCCAAACCCUAAAGACUCACUUUGCCAUCUGUGAUUGGCUAAGAGGUGCUUUUUCCUGCAUGUAGCGUCUCUAUCUGGAAGUAAAGCACAGGAAGUGUUUGGAUUUUCAGGCCGUCUCUUCUUUAAAAGUCAAGUUGAGAGGUUUUUGAGUAGCUAGCCUAUAUACGAGCUAGCUAACUGGGCUAGCCGCAGCCUAGAAGAGGAACACUGUGUGAACUUCGUAUGGAUUGACUGUUGCGAAUGGGAUAGUAGUCUGCUGUGUUUGACUGCAAGCCUUCUUUGGGGUUGUUUCCUUCACACAGACGUCUGCUGCUACUUAAUAUGAACUAUCGCCACGGAGCUUGAGGGUGAUAACUGUGCAAAUGUUGUUUUUGUGGCUUAACGUUACGCCAACACGUUAUUGAUUUGAAAUUCACUGGCAAGCUAACAGGAUAUUAGCCACCUUUCUCUCCAUUCCGCUUUGUGGUUGCAGGCCAUGGACUGAAAAGCAUUUAUCACUGACUGAAUGAUGGGAAGGCUGGCUUGAUGGCAGCUAAUUAUUUAUUUGGAAAAAGCUGUUGGAUAUAGCUAAAUGGACAAAAUAGAGGUUUGGUUUAAACGUUCUCUUUGAGCAAUUCAGCUCUUGUUCGGUCUGUUUUUUUUUUUUUACUUGAAAAUGCAUCGGAGUGCUGGAGCUUUUUCGAAGUUGGGAUAACGUUAGAAGAGACGGAACAACAACAACAAAAAAAAAAAAACAGCGGGAUUAUCUCCAGCUUCACUGCUGAUACAAGUCCUCCAGAGAAAUUACUCCAGAGAUUUUUUAAAAGAGGUUAAUUAUAAUGUCUACCGCAAAAGAAAAUCCCUGCAGGAAAUUCCAGGCGAACUUCUUCAACAAAAGUAAAUGUCAGAACUGUUUCAAACCACGGGAGUUGCAUCUGCUGACGGAUCAGGAUUUGACCCAGGCUAAACCUAUUUAUGGUGGAUGGCUGUGCUUGGCCCCUGAGGGAACUGACUUUGACAAUCCCAUGCAGAGAUCCCGGAAAUGGCAACGAAGAUUCUUUGUGCUGUAUGAACAUGGCUGUCUGCGAUUUGCACUGGAUGAAUCCCCAAGCACACUGCCUCAGGGCACUGUGAACAUGAACCUCUGUACGGACGUCAUUGACGCCGAGCCCAAGACGGGCCAGAAGAACUCCCUGUGCAUCAUCACCCCCGACCAGGAAUACUUCAUCAGAGGAGAGAAUAAAGAGAUCAUCAAUGGGUGGAGUGAACAGCUGGUGGUGUACCCCCGAACCAACAAACAGAACCAGAAGAAGAAACGCAAGGUGGAGCCUACAACCUCCCAAGAGCCAGGUCCAGCAAAAGUAGCAGUGACUUGCUCUGGUAUCUCCGAGGCUGAGAAGGUUCCAGACUCCAGCUCCAUCAUCUGGCAGGAGGAGCUGAACCAAAAAGAGGCUGAGGGGGCUACAGUCUGGGCUGCUGCUGACCAUCCUCAAGGAUCACAACUGCCCCCUGCAGGUGACUGUGCAUCUGUGGGCCAGGGUUCCGAAUCAGGCUCAGUGAACGGAGACGAACCAGACCGGGGUGGCCUGGUGCUGCACGGCUCUGUACCCCAGCCACCCAGUGACCUACUCUCCCCCACAGGCUCCUGCUCCAGCCUGGGAGGAGUCCCACGCUGCCUCUCACCAGCCCCUUGUGACCCCUUCCCUUCUGGCAGCUCCCUACUCUCCAAUGGCUCUCACAUCAGCGACUCGGUCAGCUCUCUGGAUUCGGAUGGCAGCGGCAGCACAGUGACUAGCACUGACAGCCACCCAGCCACCCAGAGGUCCAGCCACUCUUACAGCCACCAUGACACACCGCGAUCCAGACGGCUGGAGGCAGAGGCCAGAAAGGCUGAGAAGAGGAGCCGGUAUAGGAGCCCAGACAGGCAGGAGAGGGAGGCCGUCCUCAGCCCCGAGAGAAGUCGCUCCGGUGUGAUUGAGAAGUUGGAGGCCUUGGAGCUGGAGAAUCCAGAGAAAAUGGAGGUGGAAGAGUCAGGAAGGAGCGGAGCCAGACAGGGCCGAAGCGAGCACAGACGCUUCCACAGAGAGGAACAGAGGCGUGACGGGGACCAGGGAAUGGAUUUCCCCUCUACACUGCCCCCUCUGAGGAGAGCGAAGUCCCUGGAUAGAAGGACCACGGAGUCCAUAAUGACACCGGAUUUACUGAAUUUCAAGAAGGGUUGGAUGGUGAAGCUGGAUGAGCAAGGCCAGUGGAAGAAAUACUGGUUUGUUUUGACGGAUCACAGCCUGAGAUACUACAAGGAUUCCAUUGCAGAGGAGGCCUCUGACUUGGAUGGUGAGAUCGACCUGUCUACCUGCUACAAUGUAACUGAAUACCAGGCCCAACGCAAUUAUGGUUUCCAAAUCCAUACACAGGAGGGAGUGCAUACCUUGUCGGCCAUGACAGCAGGUAUACGCAGGAACUGGAUCCAGGCAGUGAUGAAGAACGUCAGACCCUCCACUGCCCCUGAUGUGGCAAGUUCACAUGAGGACCAUGGCUCCUUCUCUCCUUUGGAGGGUCUUGUUAGACCAGAUGUCACCCAGGACUCUUCUGAACCCUCAUGUGUGGAGAGAGAAUCCAAUACAGGCAUCAUUAAGAGCCGGGCACGUGAACGUAGACGGGAAGGCCGGUCUAAGACAUUCGACUGGGCAGAGUUCAGACCCAUCGCUCAGGCUCUGGCUCAGCAGAGGGCACAAGAGGCCAAGAGCCUCCAGGAAGACUUGGGAGAGCUCGAGAGGAGCCGGAGGAGAGAGGAGAGGCGAAAGAGGUAUGAGACUGUCACUAGCUCAUCGGCAGAGCAUACAGGAGUGAGGACAGACUAUGACAGAGCAGACGGAGUUGUACACACAGAUUCAUUAGGUUCCACGGCUCUGGAGAGACGGCAGAAGGUGGAGGAGGUGAUUGAACAACACUGGCGACAGGUGGAAGAAACACCUAUACGGGAGGAGAGGAGGGUGCCUCUGCCCACCACAGUGCAGUCUAUGGAGACUGCAGAGCUGGAGCGGCUGUUGGAAAAUUACAAGCAAGGGAUAGAAGACCUCAAGGCGCAGUUAGAGAGCUGUCACCAGCAGCUUCUGGACUCCGGCAAACACAAGCAGGAGCUGGAGCUCCAGCUGAGAACAGCUCUGGAGAGAGAGCAGGACAUCCGCACAGGGUACAUCUCUCCGCUGGAGCACCCUUUGGGUCUGGAGGCUGAUGUGACGCCCCAGACGAAGAGGCCCGAACUGGUUAGUUCUCAGGCACAGAGUUUAACAAAGAAGUACCAGGAGACCAAAGAGCUCCUAAAGCUGCAAGAGCUGAAAAAGCGCAGUAUGCAGGCACAGCUUGGCCUCUCACUUUCUCACCUGCCCAUGGAAUCUUACUUUUCUGAACCCCCAAAACAAUCUAUUCUGGAAGUCCCUUCUCCUGAAUCUGUCCAACAAACAGUUAGCUUCUUGCUCCAGGACAGCAAAGAGGCAAUUCAAGAACUAAAAGACUUAAUAACUACUGAACCUCUUACUUUAACAGAGCUGGGGAAACCUUUGAAAUCCCAUAGUUGUAAUCAAGAGACAACAGAGAAGUAUCAACUUAAGAAGCUCUUGGAAACUUGGAAGGACCAACAGGAGAUAGAAAAUGAAACAAUAAAAAAGAGUUUAGCCAGGGCAGGAGAAAGCAUCCGUGAUUAUGAAGCCCGUCUCCUAACUAUGGAAGAUUUGGUGGGGAAGGUUCAGAAACAAAAAAGCCUCUACAGCCCCCUCUCAAAAAUUGAAAAUCAUUCAGAGACAAAUGAGGUGACAAUUGCAAUGCUCUCUCAGAGGGUUGAACUUUUAACAAAUGAAAAUGGGUCAUUGAAACGACGAUGUCAGGAGAUAGUGAACCAAUUGACUGAGGCUGACAGAGAAAUAGACAGACUGAAAGCCGAGCUCAUCAGCCAGCAGGGGAGCAGUCAGCAUCAUCUGGUUGUUGAAGAGCUGAAAAGACUGAAGGCAGAACUGGCUGAAAACCAAGCUACUGCCAUAGACAGGGAGUAUUAUGAGAGGGAGCUGAAUGAGAAAUCCUUGAGGCUCCAUGAAGCUCUGGUUAUGUUGGAGGAGCUUGGCAACACGCUUAAAGAUACUGAAAAGAAGCUGCAGUUGAAAGAGGCCACGCUGAAAGGUCUGGGCUUUCAGACAGAUUAUGAGGAUGAGGAGUUACACCCAGAGAAAGAGCAACUCAAAGUGCUACUGGAAGCCUCACAAGCAAAGUUACUUGAGACGGAGACAAACCUUCACUCUGCAGAACAGCGCCGUAUAGAACUGGAAGCGAGGAAUUGCGAAUUAAUCACACUGAACCGGGAAUCUGAAAAAGUCAGUAGAGAGAAGCUAACUGAAGCAGAAAACAAAGUAAAAAAGCUACAAGAGAAGUUAGAAUUGAUUACAGGUAGUGAGAGUGUUGAGUCAGGAGAGAAGCAGGUUGAUGAAAAAGGACUUGUAACGCAAGUAAUAAAAGAGAUUGAGUUGAAGUCUGAGGCAAUUGAUCAGGUUGUAGAGAUGUUGGCAAAGAUAGAUGUUAAUGUAAAGAGAAUGCUCAGUGAUUUAAAAAGCACUUUAUUUGAUUCUUGGAAAGAAGAGUCACAGUGUGUGAGUCAACAAGACAAGAGUUUGGUAGUUGAGGGAGAGUUUUGGAGCCAGCUGUUGGGAACCACUGAAGCAAAACCAGAAGAAAACAGACAUAUCUGUGGGAGAAAGGUGGCAGAACAAAUGAUGGCACAGAAGCACUUGAUGCUCUUGAUUGGUAGGAUAUGUCCACAAACAAAAAUUGAGAGUGAAGAAGUGACAGAGACAAAUUUUGAAUCCAUGUAUAGCUGGCUUAAUAAUGACACAAAUGCUCUAAUUCUUAAAAAGCUAACAGAGACCUUGAAGGCAAAGUCAAAUGGUCUGAAGCAGAUUGCGUCCAGUGUGAAACUGGACAAAGAUGACAAGCUUCUGUCUUUGGCUCUAGCAAGCUUUCAUCAUGAGCAUGAUCAUAAACAGAAAGAGUCUGAAUAUCUGCUUGAAGCUCUCAAAGAAGCGUACAUGUCUUAUGUGAUCAUUAGGCUAAAGGUCCAACAUGAGAAAGAGCUCAAGCAAAAGCAGAUAAACAUUCAGAUUGGUAGUUCAGACUGUCCAAAUUGUCCUAAAUUAAGAGAAAUUGCCACUGAUCUCCAGUAUAGAUUAGCGGAGCUUCAGAGUCAGCUAUAUGAGGCUUCUUUGAAAACCGCUACAGGGCCACAGACUUUGAUCCAGAUUGAAGGGGCGCCCAUUGACUCACUGGAUAAAACCAUUGAGCUUCAUGACAUGAUAGCAUGCCAUAGGAAGGAGCUACGAGAGGUCAAAGAUGGCUACGAACGGGAAGCUGAAAAGUUGAGGCAGGAAAUUGCAAAGGCCAGUGAGACACUGCGUCUCCGCUCAGAAGAAAAUGUGAAAGAGAUUGACUCAUUGACAAACUGCAUGCAGAACCUCAAAAAGAAGCAUGAAAUGGAAAGGAAAACCCUACUGGAGCAGUUUGAAAGGGAAAUGGAAGAUCUGAGAAGCAUGAUGAAUCCGGUAAACCCAGACAGGGUUUCAACAGAUCAGAGCAGCACGUCACAUCACACCUUGGCCCAAACCCUAACCCUGAAGGAGCGCAUUCAAGAGCUCGUGACCCAAGUAUCAGUCAUGACCGAAGAGAUGAGACGACGCGAAGAGCAGGGUGACAUUACAACUCUACGGCUGAAAUAUGAGAAAGACCUGGAAAACCUGAAGGCCACCUGUGAGAGGGGCUUUGCUGCCAUGGAGGAGUCCCAUCAGAAGGUGAUAGACGAGCUGCUGAGGAAACACCAGAGAGAGCUGGAGAACCUGCAGGAAGAGAAGGAGAGGCUGCUGGCAGAGGAGACAGCAGCCACCAUCGCUGCAAUUGAAGCCAUGAAAAAUGCCCACCGGACAGAGCUGGAGAAGGAGCUGGACAAGGCUCGCAAGUCCAACAACACCGCAGAGAACGCAGACAUAGAGGAGAUCAACAGACAGCACGAGGAGGAGCUCUGCUCAUUCCAGCGGGAGAUCCAAGUGUUGUCGGAGCAGUAUUCCCAAAAGUGCUUGGAAAACGCCCACUUGGCCCAGGCGCUGGAGGCCGAGAGGCAGGCCCUCAGGCAGUGUCAGAGAGAGAACCAGGAGCUCAACGCACACAACCAGGAGCUUAACAACCGUCUGGCAGCAGAGAUCACAAAGAUGCGUUCCAUGGUAUCAGAAGACGGAGUAGGUCAGACAAACACCACAAUGCAGGGGAAAGAACUCUAUGAGUUAGAGGUGAUGCUGAGGGUGAAAGAGUCAGAGGUCCAGUACCUGAAGCAGGAAAUUAACUCCCUGAAAGAUGAGCUCCAAGCUGCCCAAAGAGACAAGAAAUAUGCAACAGAUAAGUACAAGGACAUUUAUACAGAGCUGAGCAUCGUCAAGGCCAAAGCAGAGCGGGACUUGGGCCUCCUCAGAGACCAGCUGCAACUGGCUCACGAGGCACUCGGGGAGCCGUCACUGGAGGGGGUGGAACGAGGGGGAUACGAUAUCAUGAAGUCCAAAAGCAACCCUGACAUCCUGAAGAUGGCAGCUGCUGCUGCUAAACGCUCUGAGCGCACCAUGAGGUCAAAGUCUGUGAGUCGUGACACAUCCUGGGACAGUUAGGGCUGCUGAGGACGUGUAGGCCUCCUCCCCCUUCUCCUUUAGAGCCUAAAGGAAGGGCUGACAGCUGAGCAGAGACUCCACCUGUUUGACAACAAAGACACUAAGGAGUUCUGACAGCGACACAUCGUGUCGACCUAACUUGCUGCAUGUUUAGAAGUCCACUAUAUUUUAGCUCUGUAAUUACUUAUUUAGGAACACUACACACUGGUCACAAACACAUGGUAUGAAGUUUGAAUUUCAUGUCUAGAGUUUGCAUUCCCUGCACUUCAGUUAACUGUGACAUUUUUGUAUUCUUUUUUUGCUGCCGUGUUUUACUGUAAAUAGUUUUAAUUGAGUAUCUGUCAUACAUACACUAAAACUAUGACUGUGUAAGCUACUGUUUUAACUUCCUAAACUGUUGCUAGCCAAAGGCAUAAAUCAGAUGUUACAGCUAAACAUUGAUGAGUGAUUAAUACUUGCAUAACAAAACCAUA